This is a messenger RNA of Cetraspora pellucida, 198 nucleotides long. The record is from the annotation of a GenBank genome assembly. NCBI's taxonomy places the organism in Eukaryota, Fungi, Glomeromycota, Glomeromycetes, Diversisporales, Gigasporaceae.
AUGAAUGUUGAGUUUGAUAGAAUAAAUGAUAGUAAGUAUGAGCUUGAUGAAAGUCUAGCUUUGUCAUUGGUAUCUACCUACUAUGGAGUGGAGGAAGCCUUGGGAGAGAAUAGAGAGUUAGUUUUAGCAGGUAAUAGCUCAACUAGUACAAUAGUAAUCGAUCCUAAGAGAUUAGCUGUAGAUUAUGUGAGCAGUGAG